GGAAAUGGAAAAGGGAAACGGCAGAGAACAUUCCCCGCCAAAAAUGGCGGCAGAGAGCGACGACAUUGAAAUCCAAGUCCGAACCCUAACCGCCGAAUCCAUCACUAUCCCAAUCCCUGCUUCCGCAACCGUACAACGCCUCAAGCUUCUCCUCAACCAUUCAUUCCCACCCGCCACCAACUCCUCCCAUUUCCACCUUUUCUUCAAGGGUGAGAAAUUGAGACCGCAGGCUCAGAUUGGAUCUUACACAAUCCACAAUGGGGAGUUUCUUGUACUCGUUCCAUUUGCUAAGAAGGAUUCCAAAGCUCACAAAUCGGACUCACUUAAUGCUCCUUCAACUCCCUCUAAUGCUGCUUGUGGUGGUGAUUCAGCUACCGAUCUCGCGGAUUCAAUGUGGUCUAAUAUAAAGGAGGAUCUAUUGCAUUUGCGCGAGGCCACUGAAAGUGAUACUUUGGAUCAUGAUAAUAGCUCUGGUUUCGAGUUCAGGACGGUUGCUUCGGAGCCAAGAAAAGAGAAAGUGGAUUAUGAGGUCAGUUGGAAUCAGGCUUCGAGGGCAAAUGACAGAGAUGCUGAUAACCGGAUUGAGCUUCCAUAUCAUCUCAUAUUGAACACACUUGAGUGUACCAGUGAGGGUGCCCUCGGCAAGCAUAAUUGCGAGGUCUUUUUGAAGGUUUUGGACUCCGUGAAUUGUUUGUCAGACCUGCCUCUGGGACACUGCAAGUUGUUCAGAAGAGCUCGUUCACUGGGAGGUGAUGGUGGAUUGCAGCUAGGUGCCAAUGGUAGUAGUAGUUCAUGCUUGUGUCCUGCAUGGUUGAAGAUUGUAAUGAAAGCAUUUGCUUUCAUAAACAUCUUGUCCGGGUUUCUUCAUUUGCAGGGUAGGAAAGUGACCUUGCGUCUGCUGGAAGAAGCGUUGAAUGAGCUUGGAAUGUUCGGAGUCAAAAUUGGCCUCCAGGACGUGAAGCAUCUUCCGCUUCUCUCACCUCAACUAGUGUGCUUUGAAAGUGACAUAGAAAAGGCAAGUUUUGGCAAUGUCAUUUUUGUCAUUAACCAUUCAUCAAGUGAUGAAGAACAAAUUGAAAUCAAUCCUAAAACAGCUCUAUCAAAGAUUGUUCGGACAUUGAAGAGUAGGGAUAGUUCUUUCCGAAAUAAUCUGUGGAAGGCUUUUGAGCAGCUUCCGUUUAUUUCAGGAGAUCAGCUGACUAUGGGAGUUUCCUUGGAAAAAUUGCUUGCAAUAUGCAAAGACCAUUAUUUUGUUGUAAAUGAAAACAAAUCAAAACGUUUAAAGAGAAGCUUGAAUACCACAAAACCUGAUUCAAAUCACAUUCGGUGUCAUGACACAAAGGCACUGCUAGCUGUGGACAUGGUUGAACACCUUGAGAAAGGAAUUGGAUCUGAAGGACAGAUUGUGCAUAUUGAAGACAUAGGCCCUAGAAAUGCCAUUCAUGCAGAGAUCCCAACUGAACUAUCGGAAAAGAUGAGAUCAGCACUGAAGUGUAUAGGAGUUUCAAAAUUGUAUAGUCACCAGGCAGAGUCUAUACAAGCCUCCCUCCAUGGGAAGAAUGUUGUUGUGGCUACAAUGACAUCUAGUGGCAAAUCUCUUUGCUAUAACCUGCCAGUUCUAGAAGUUUUACUGAAUAAUCUGUCAUCAUGUGCUCUUUACAUAUUUCCUACAAAGGCAUUAGCUCAAGAUCAACUAAGAUCUUUGUUAAACAUGACAAAAGGAUUUGAUGUUGAGUUAAAUAUUGGUAUAUAUGAUGGUGACACUUCCCACAGUGACAGGACUUGGCUACGAGACAAUUCUAGAUUGUUGAUAACAAAUCCAGAUAUGUUACACAUAUCGAUCUUGCCCCACCAUCGUCGAUUUAGUCGGAUUUUAUCAAAUCUAAGGUUUGUGAUAAUUGAUGAAACUCAUACUUACAAGGGAGCAUUUGGAUGUCAUACUUCCCUUAUAUUAAGGAGGCUCAGGCGACUGUGCUCGCAUGUAUAUGGAUCUGAUCCUUCCUUUGUUUUUUCUACUGCAACUUCUGCUAAUCCAAGUGAGCAUUCUAUGGAACUUGCAAAUUUACCAGCACUUGAGCUAUUUCAGAAUGAUGGAAGUCCAUCUGCAAGGAAACUUUUCAUCCUUUGGAAUCCUAGUCUGCAUCCGAAAGCUAUGGUGAAGAAAGCCAAGUCUGUUAUCGAUGCUGAUAAUUUGGAAGACGAAAGUGACAAUUUUGUUCGUUCAAGCCCAAUUGUGGAUGUUUCGCGCCUUUUUGCAGAAAUGGUUCAGCAUGGUCUUCGCACCAUCGCAUUUUGUAAAUCAAGGAAACUUUGUGAGCUUGUUUUAUCAUAUACACGUGAAAUUCUUCUCGAAGCAGCCCCGCAUCUGGUUCAUUCCAUCUGUGCAUAUCGUGGUGGCUACAUCGCAGAGGAAAGAAGAAAAAUAGAGACUGCAUUUUUUGGUGGUAAAAUUUGUGGUGUUGCUGCAACUAAUGCUCUUGAAUUGGGCAUUGAUGUUGGAGAAAUUGAUGUGACUCUGCAUCUAGGAUUUCCAGGUAGUAUUGCAAGCUUGUGGCAACAAGCCGGUAGGGGUGGGAGGAGAGAUAGGCCUUCUCUUGCUGUCUAUGUUGCCUUUGGUGGGCCUCUUGAUCAGUACUUCAUGAAACACCCUAAGAAACUUUUUGAAAGGCCAAUUGAAUGCUGUCACAUUGAUUCCCAAAACAAGCAGGUUCUUGAACAGCAUUUGGCCUGUGCAGCUCAUGAACACCCUCUGGCUGUGCAGUAUGAUGAGAAGUAUUUUGGUUCUUGCUUAGAGAAUGUUUUAAAUUCUCUAAAAGCUAGAGGAUAUUUGAGUCCUAAUCAGUCAUCUGAUUCUUCUUCUAGAAUUUGGAACUACAUUGGUAAUGAGAAAUAUCCUUCUCAUGCGGUCAAUAUCCGAGCAAUAGAAACCGUAAGAUACAGUGUCAUAGAUCAGAGAAAAAAUGAAGUCCUUGAAGAGAUAGAGGAAAGCAGGGCUUUCUUUCAGGUAUAUGAAGGUGCUGUGUACAUGUGUCAAGGGAAAACCUAUUUGGUCGAGAAAUUAGAUCUGUCUAGCAAGACCGCUUUCUGCAAAGUGGCUGAUCUGAAGUAUUAUACAAAAACUCGAGAUUACACCGAUAUUCAUGUCACUGGGGGUAAUAUUGCUUAUCCUACAGGAGUUUUGAACAUGUUUCCUAAAACAAAUGCGCGGGCUCAUAUAUGCAAAGUAACAACUACAUGGUUUGGUUUUUAUCGUAUUUGGAGAGGGAGCAAUCAAAUCUUUGAUGCUGUUGACCUAGCCCUUCCUCAAUAUUCAUACGAGUCACAGGCAGUUUGGAUUCCAGUGCCACAAUCUAUCAAAGAAGUAGUACUCAAGAAAAAUUAUGAUUUUCGUGGAGGUUUGCAUGCUGCUUCGCAUGCGGUUUUAAAUGUAGUGCCUUUACACAUAACAUGCAACUUAUCUGACUUGGCUGCCGAGUGCCCGAAUCCUCAUGAUAACCGCUAUUACCCAGAUCGAAUUCUCAUUUAUGAUCAACAUCCUGGAGGGUGUGGGAUUUCAGUUCAGGUUCAACCGCGUUUCACCAAGUUCCUGGAAGCUGCAAUUGAUCUUCUCACUUGUUGCCGCUGCUCAGCAGAAGUUGGUUGUCCUAAUUGUGUUCAGCUUUUGCAUUAUGUAGAGUUUUGCUUGCAAUGAGUAUAACGAGGUCCUACACAAGGAUGCGGCCAUUAUGAUUAUCAAGGGUGUUCUGGAAGCAGAAAAUGUGAUCAAUGCUGAGGAGUCACCUUUUUUAUGAAUUGGUUAAUAGUCCUUGUUACCUUUUUUUUCCCCCUUGCUAAGAAAGGGAGGUGGAUUCAGCUGUAAAAGUUUACUUAUUUAAAAUAAAUUCUUUAUAGUCUUA
This is a messenger RNA of Arachis duranensis, 3896 nucleotides long. RefSeq lists its product as uncharacterized. The record is from RefSeq and is a predicted model, not a curated record. Gene Ontology annotation, molecular function: nucleic acid binding; ATP binding; protein binding. The transcript is spliced from 27 exons. The coding region runs from base 5 to 3691 and encodes 1228 amino acids. Lineage: Eukaryota; Viridiplantae; Streptophyta; Magnoliopsida; Fabales; Fabaceae.